AUGUUAUCAGGAGAACAAUUUAAAAACAUUAACAAGGAUGAUAAACUUGAACUAUUAUUUUGUGCUAUUGAUGAUCGUCGAAUACCUGCUAAUAAAAUAGAAAAAUAUGUUCGUGAACGUAUUUAUAUUAACUAUGAAAAUAAAAAGUGGCAAGAUGUAAUCGAUGACAUAAAAACGUUCGAACAAACAAAUAAGUCUACUUUAUUCUCAAUUUUAAAAAUUAAAGCUGAAUUUCAAGAAUUUUGUCGAAAAGCACGUCUGUCCAUCAUUAAAAUGAUGAACGAUGGAGGUAAGCAUUGA
This is a messenger RNA of Rotaria sp. Silwood2, 300 nucleotides long. The record is from the annotation of a GenBank genome assembly. NCBI's taxonomy places the organism in Eukaryota, Metazoa, Rotifera, Eurotatoria, Philodinida, Philodinidae.